CUGCAACCUGGCUGCAUCAUCACCUCUCAUUUUUCUCAACAGCCACACCGUCCCCCUCCCUCUGUACGUUUUCGCGCAGGAGAAAAGAAAAGUAAAGAAAAGAAAAUGAAACAGAAAAUUGAACAAAAUCCUCCUCGCAGCGCCCGGGAAGGAGAUGACAAUACGCGUUCAACCAUGGGCUCUAGCCGCAAGUCCUCCAUCCGAUUCUUGGGCGUACUCAAACAACCCGAUUCCGAUCCCAACCCAUUCGAGCUCCACGAGAGCGACGUCGUUUGGUCCUCCUCCGGUUCCACCGACCUCCACUCCCAUUCUCCUCCUACCCCAUCAAAUUCUCCUCCCAAUCUCCUCCACCAAUUCCAUACGGAGAAAUCAGGCCUCUCCGCCGCCUUGUCCGACGACCACCACCCCCUGGUCCGCCGUAAACCUGCUCUGAACCCGUCCCUCUCGGCCGCCCGGACAAUCCUUCCACUGCGUUCAGAGGUGUCCAACGGAUCGCCGGCGCCCAGGAAGUUCCGGCAAUCGGCUCCGGUAAACGUGCCGAUUUGGCCGAAGAAAGUCGGAGUGACUAAUUUGCGACGUUUGGACGAAGUUUCCGAGGAGGAGGAGGAGGAGAUGGUUCCGCCGCACGUGAUGGUGGCGAGGUCGCACGUGAUGACGUUUUCGGUGUUCGAAGGCGUCGGAAGGACACUCAAAGGAAGGGAUUUGAGGCGAGUGAGGAACGCGGUCUUUCUGAAGACAGGUUUUAUUGAUUGAAACCUCUGCGUUCUUGUAAUUUAUUGCUUAAUUUUGUGCUCUGUAUGUGCUAAAUUGGAAGUGAAUGAAUUGUUUUGCUACUUUUAUUGGCUCUCUCUCAUAUUCUGAUUACUGGUGAAUAACUUUGUACUGUAUUGUAUAAUACUGUAUUAGUUAACUAGAACUUGUAAUAAUGGAUUGGGAAUGAUGUUGAAAGGUUAAACCUUUUUCAAGUUCUUA
Messenger RNA from Camellia sinensis, 972 nucleotides. NCBI's taxonomy places the organism in Eukaryota, Viridiplantae, Streptophyta, Magnoliopsida, Ericales, Theaceae. The record is from RefSeq and is a predicted model, not a curated record.